Planococcus citri (citrus mealybug) is the source of this 2401-nucleotide messenger RNA. Its product is annotated as CYFIP-related Rac1 interactor B. The transcript is spliced from 7 exons. Bases 375 to 1373 code for a protein of 332 amino acids. Gene Ontology annotation, biological process: regulation of actin filament polymerization. NCBI's taxonomy places the organism in Eukaryota, Metazoa, Arthropoda, Insecta, Hemiptera, Pseudococcidae. The record is from RefSeq and is a predicted model, not a curated record. Gene Ontology annotation, molecular function: small GTPase binding.
AUAUACCCAUUAAUCAUCGGAAAACACAAAAAUAAAAGAAAAAUCGAAAUCUUCUCGAUCUACGAAUGAUAGAUCAUAAGUUUUUGUCGCGAAUUAAUUAAAUAAUUUGAUGAAACGUGUUCAAAAAGUUAUAGUGUUAAUAUCGAUAUAAAUAAGAUAAAAAUAUGUGUCAGUGAUAAAUGGAAAUUAUUUCACAAUGAUAUUAGUUUAGAGUCCAGAUAAUAUCAGUUCAUCCUGAAUCACAGAUUGGUUUGCGAAUUGUUACUAACAGGAAGUGAAUUAUAUUACGUAUCAGGACGAGGUUUCAAUUGGAAUUCAGUACAAAGUUAUUCGUUUACUGGUAUUGUUUUACUUUGAAAUUUCACGAUAUCGCUAUGGGUAAAUUAUUGAGUCUUUUGUCGAGAGAUGAUUCAACCUGCUGUUCGCCUCAGAAAUACGAUGUUUUUCUGGACUUUGAAAAUGCUCAACCCACUGCUAGUGAAAAAGACGUUUACGAAGAAGUUCAAAAGAUACUUUUGAAAUCGGAAUCUAUACUAGAAGAACUGCAGUGUUAUAAAGGCGCUGGGAAGGAGAUACGCGAAGCUAUAUCUACUCCUACAGAGGAAUGUCAAAUGAGAGCCUGGCAAGCUGUAUUACCACUAGUCGAGAAACUGAAACGUUUUUAUCUGUUUUCGAUGGAGCUGGAAGUAGUUGUUACCAAAAUAUUAGUUGAAUUAUGCUCCGGUUCAAGCACGCCGACACAACAUCUCGAAACACAACAAGCUUUAGUCAAACAAUUCGCUGAGACGUUAGAAUUUGUUUUGAAAUUUGACGAAUAUAAAAUGAAAACUCCCGCUAUUCAGAACGACUUCAGUUAUUAUAGACGUACUCUUAUGAGACACCGAAUCAUGCAAGAAAUGGAUGCGGACAUGUCAGCUCAUGUUAAAGACCUCAAUAACGAUAUGGCUAACAGAAUGUCAUUAUUUUAUGCAAACGCGACUCCGAUGUUACGAGUUUUGUCGGAUGCUACUUCCAGAUUUGUUUCCGAGAAUCCGGAACCACUGACGGAACAAACCACAGAAAUGCUCAGUACAAUGGCUAAAGUGUGUUUGCGAAUGUUAGAAAAACCAAAUUUAAUCGCAUUAUUCCAAAGGGAAGAAACCCAAUUGUUUGUUCUACGAGUAAUGGUCGGUUUGGUUAUACUGUACGAUCAUGUGCACCCAAAUGGUGCUUUUGUGAAAACAUCAAACGUAGAUGUAAAAGGAUGCGUGAAAUUACUCAAAGAACAACCAGCCAUACGUUCUGAAGGUUUACUCAACGCUCUCAGAUACACGACGAAGCAUUUGAAUGACGAUGCAACUCCUAGGAGUAUUAGAAACUUACUGGCUGCCUGACAAACGCGUUCAAGAAGGUAUAAAACCAUGACUUGUUGUUGUCAUGUUGGCAAAUUCUGAUUCUAAAUUCCUGGUUUGUUGUAAUUAUCUUAAAAGGCGCGUGAAUUUUUUUUUUCAAAUUUAUUCACUUCCUGCUUAUUUUAACGUUCAAACAUCAAAACGCGUCAUUUAAUGAGCGGAUGAUUUCCUCCGUGAUUCACCAGAAACUAUGUCCCAGUGUAAAAUAUUUAAUCGACUUACUGACUUUUCAUUUUCAUUUGUAGCUUAGACUGCUUUUGUACUAGUCUGAAUAAAUCAAACCGAAGAAACUGAUUAAUUGAUGAAAUCUCGACUCACUGCUCUCUGAAAUGUGUUCAUUGAUCGAUACGUCGAAUUGUUAUUUUCAUCUUUCAUUAUUAUUAUUUUUUAUUUUGUUGUAUCAUGUUCUUUUUUGACUUGUUUUCUUAUAUCGAAUAUUUUCUUAUAUAACCGUUAAACAUUGUUCUACUCGUAAUUAGAAAACGCAUUUAAUUUUUCUCAUUGAUAAUUUUAAUCAUCGGCAUUUUUAAAAAGUAUUUAUAUGUACGACUUUUAAAAAAGAUAUUUUAAUAGCUUUUAUUUAUUUAUUUAUUUAUGUACCUAUUUAUUUCAUUUGUGAUUAAAAACAAUGUUAAGUAUUAAGUGACUAUAUAGUGAUCUAUCAUCUCGUAAUAUGACGCUGGCUCACUCUUUCUGUUAUGCUUUCACUUGUGAGAAGGUAUCGAUGAUGAUUGCUUAUUAUGUUACAGCAUGUGUGACUUUUUAAAUUUCUAUUAAAUGAAAAACGAUAUUUAUUUUUGUAAAUGAAAAUCAUACUCGAUUAAAAUUUUUUAUCAUUAGUAUGUAAACAGCUUUUUAUAUUUUUUGUAUUUAGUCAUACAUUUUAUUAUAAGCAAAAUUUCUAUUUUAGUUUUCAUAUACCAAAUAAUUAGCAAAAUUUAUUUCUUUUCAAAUUCAUAUUACUGUUGUGAUGAUGUAAUAUUUAAGAAAUAAAUGAUUUUUAUUCUGUC